Nothobranchius furzeri (turquoise killifish) is the source of this 693-nucleotide messenger RNA. Its product is annotated as small integral membrane protein 11. Lineage: Eukaryota; Metazoa; Chordata; Actinopteri; Cyprinodontiformes; Nothobranchiidae. The record is from RefSeq and is a predicted model, not a curated record.
CCUACGUUUCUAUUAGCCCGUCAGUAUAAGCCCCACCCACUCCUGACGAGCAAUAAUAGCCCUUUAAUUACACGUUUAGCAACGAGAACGUUAGCUUUACAGCAAAGAUGAUAAACUGGAAGGCUUUGGAAAAUGUCCCCCUCCUGUUUUACAUCCUGGCCCUGAAGACGCUGCUGCUGUGCCUGGCCUUUGCGGGGGUGAAGAUCUACCAGAGCAGGAAAGCAGAGCAGGUCCUGAAGAUGCAGCAGGCUGAGAGGAGGAGGCUGGCCCAGCAGACACAGGAGCUCAUCGACAACCUGAAGGAGGACUAAGGAGGACGUAGUCGGGUUACGGAGCAACUUUAUCCCAAAGCGACAGAUCUCGGACUACCGAGCUUCAGGAGACCGAUGAUGGCUCCAGCACUGGGAAGUCUGAACCACCAUGUUAGUUUUAUACCUUAUGUAAAUGUUUGAUACAUUUUCAAAGAAGGAGUCACACAAACUCGUGGAGGAAGACCAGGACUCGACCACAGAAAACCUCAGAAUCAUCGAAACUCCCAACCUUCACCUGAUUUGACCAGAUUCACACAGAGUUUAUGAAAACCAGUAAAAGGCUUGUAAAAGCUUCAAAACGGAGUUUAUCAUGGAAGAACGUUUUCUAUGAAGAAGCUUGCAGCUUUUUUAUCAUUUAUAAUAAACUGUUUUCUACAGGCAA